Dermatophagoides pteronyssinus (European house dust mite) is the source of this 2665-nucleotide messenger RNA. It is a transcript of the gene Nhe1, whose product is annotated as Na[+]/H[+] hydrogen exchanger 1. Gene Ontology annotation, biological process: regulation of intracellular pH; potassium ion transmembrane transport; proton transmembrane transport. The record is from RefSeq and is a predicted model, not a curated record. NCBI's taxonomy places the organism in Eukaryota, Metazoa, Arthropoda, Arachnida, Sarcoptiformes, Pyroglyphidae. Gene Ontology annotation, molecular function: sodium:proton antiporter activity; potassium:proton antiporter activity. Gene Ontology annotation, cellular component: membrane.
UUUUUUUUUUUUUUUUGGUUAGUCUGUUUUUUUUCGGGUUGUUUGUUUUUGUUUUUAUUUUCUCGGUGUUUUUUUUACUUAAUGUAAGGAUUAAUUUAGUAAAAAAGAUUAUCAACGAAAUUUUUCUCGUUUGCUGCAUGAAGAAUCAAUUAAAAGAUUAAAGAUUGGCGAAAAAAAAAGGAAAAAAAGAAACAUUACUUUCUCAUUUCAAGGACACUGAUGAUGACUGAACAAAAAAAGUAUUAAUAAAUUCUUUGAAAUUUUCAUUCGUCAAAUGAUUCGAAUGAUGAUGGAUCAAUCGAAGAAGAAAAAAGUAUUUUUUCAUUUUCAACAAUAUUGGCCAUCAUUAUCAUCAAAAAUGUUAAAGAAAUCUUUGUUACUAUUAAUAUUAUUUAUUUACUAUGUCCAUUCGAUUAACUGUGAUGAAACGAAUUCGAAUGAAAUUUUAUCACAAUCACCGUCAUUGAUACAAAAUUUGUCCAAAACACCAUUAUCAUCUAGUCAAACAACAAUUGUGCCAAUUGCAACAACGAUAACAUCGAUCAAUAAUUUAUCUUUAAUCAAUUCUUCGACGAUAAUUUCCAAUUCUACGUUGCAAAUGCCGACCUUAAUUCCCGGUUUAAAUGAUUCUAUCGUUGCAAAUCAAACAACAAAUUCAACUCAAAAUAUUAAUAAUGCAACUUCUUCGACUAGUCAACAAACACCGUCAACGCAAUCCUCAUCGAUUGAUCCAAAUCUGCCGCAUAAAGGUGCAGCAGAAGAAGAACGACAUUCAUCGAUGGCAAUAUUUUUCGUACUAUCGGUUAUUGCAUCCUGUAUAUUUCUAAUUCAUUUUAUAUUGAAAACAAAAUUUCAAUAUAUUCCUGAAAGUUUAGCGGUUGUAUUUUUAGGUGCCGCUAUUGGAUUAGUAAUGAAAAUGUCCAGUCAAAAUCUUGGUGAUUGGAAGAAAGAAGAAACGCUAAGUCCAACAAUGUUUUUCUUAAUUCUUUUGCCACCAAUCAUUUAUGAAUCUGGUUAUACAUUACAUAAGGGAAAUUUUUUUCAAAAUAUUGGUUCGAUUUUAGUAUUUGCAAUAAUCGGCACUUCAAUUUCUGCAUUCAUCAUUGGUGGUGGUAUCUAUAUUCUUGGUGCAAUCAAUUUAGUUUAUCGAUUAAGUUUUACCGAAAGUUUUGCAUUCGGAUCAUUGAUAUCAGCAGUUGAUCCUGUUGCAACAUUGGCUAUAUUUCAUGCCCUUAAUCUAGAUCCAAUACUGAAUAUGUUGGUUUUUGGUGAAAGUAUUUUGAAUGAUGCUGUUGCAAUUGUAUUGGCUACUACUGCAUUAGAAUUAAAUCAUUUAGAUGAUACAGUAUCAGGUUCAGCAGCCAUUUUCAAUGGAUUUGUACGUUUUUUUAUUGUAUUUUUUGGUUCAGCAUUUAUUGGUGCUUCAUUUGCAUUGUUGGCUGCAUUAGUUUUUAAAUAUAUUGAUCUAAGGAAACAUCCAUCACUGGAAUUUGGUAUGAUGUUAAUAUUAAUAUAUGCACCUUAUGGUUUAGCUGAAGGUCUACAUCUUUCCGGUAUUAUGGCCAUCCUAUUCAAUGGUGUUGUUAUGUCACAUUAUGCACAUUUUAAUCUAUCACCAGUUACACAAAUUACAAUGCAACAAACAUUACGUACAUUGGCAUUUAUUGCUGAAACAUGUGUGUUUGCCUAUCUUGGAUUGGCUAUAUUUAGUUUUAAAAUGAAAAUUGAAUGGUCAUUAAUAAUAUGGUCAAUAUUGCUUUGUUUAAUUGGUCGAGCUUUAAAUAUUUAUCCACUUUCAUAUUUGGUUAAUUAUUUUCGUGAACAUAAAAUCUCCAGGAAAAUGAUGUUUGUAAUGUGGUUUAGUGGUUUACGUGGUGCUAUUGCUUAUGCAUUAGCACUACAUUUAGCAUUUGAAGAAGAAAAACGUCGUGUUAUUGUAACCACAACAUUGAUUAUCGUAUUAUUUACCAUUAUUAUUCUGGGUAGUUCAACAAUGCCUGUAUUAAAAUAUAUGAAUCGAAAUAAACAUCAACAACGUAUUAAUCGUAAAGGUCGUCGAUGUCGUCGUCGUGGUGGUAUUUCCAAAUCCAAAUCAAAUAAUCGUUUAAUAACAUUAAGUAAAACACAAGAAAUGGGACAAGCAAUUGAAACUGAACAUUUAUCCGAAUUAACUGAAGAAGAAUUAGAAGUUAGUUAUCGUAAUGAAUCAAAUCUGAAAGGUUUUGUUCGUUUUGAUGCAAGAUAUUUGAUGCCUCUGUUUACAAGAAUUUUUACCGAUCAGGAAGUAAAAGAUUGUAAAUCACAAAUGACUGAUCUAACUAAUCGUUGGUAUCAAACUGUACGACGACCAUCCGAAUCGGAUGAAGAUGAUGAUGAUGAUGAAAGAGAUAAUCUUUAUGAUUAUACAGAUGAUGGUGAUGAUGAUGAUGAUUUAUUUGAUGAAAAUAAAAAUCAUAACCGUUAUUUUAUCGAUAUUGAUGGUGAUGAUGAUGAUGAUGGAAUAUUUGCCGAUGUUGAAGAAGGUAGUGUUGGCCGUAAACAUAAAAAACAACGUCGUCAACAAAACAAUGUCAAUUCGGAAAAACAAUCAUUAUGUAACAAGGACAGCAACAAAAAACAUUUAUUUAAAAAAGAAUCAUCCAAUAGAUCAACGACGACGACGAAU